Sparassis crispa is the source of this 1299-nucleotide messenger RNA. RefSeq names its product RNA polymerase II-associated protein 1 homolog. Gene Ontology annotation, biological process: transcription elongation by RNA polymerase II. The transcript has 7 exons. Gene Ontology annotation, molecular function: chromatin binding; RNA polymerase II complex binding. The record is from RefSeq and is a predicted model, not a curated record. The coding region runs from base 1 to 1299 and encodes 432 amino acids. Gene Ontology annotation, cellular component: Cdc73/Paf1 complex. Lineage: Eukaryota; Fungi; Basidiomycota; Agaricomycetes; Polyporales; Sparassidaceae.
AUGAGUUUCAAGAAGAGCAAGCUCGACCUCCUCGUUCGCGUCCGCUAUUCCAACCCCCUUCCUGCACCGCCAUGUCCUCCCAAACUACUCGACAUCCCUACCGACCCCAUGCGCUAUGCGCGACCCGAAUUUUUGGACGACAUCGCGAGCGAUAUGCCACUCCCAAUGAUUGUGGACGGAGACCUCGGGAUGCCGCUUGACUUGUCGCAAUGGGAGUGUCUCUGGGGCGAGAACGGUGAUAUGUCAGAGGUUAACCCGGACCCGGAAGAUGUGCCACCAUUAGACCCGAAGGACCAAUUCUUGCUUGCAGACCCGGGAUCAUCGUCAGGCACAUUCAUGAACCACGGCUUCCCCAGCUCAGGCUCAGGCUCACUAACGCCAUCAUCCUCCAUGCCGCAAGUCGCAUGGCUCCGCAAAACCGAAUACAUCAGUCGCGAGGGCGUCUCGCGCUCCUCUCUGUCACAAGACAUCAAAAACACCAACGACACGCCCAUCGACGUGUCGCGCGGGGCGCAGAUCCGCGACAUCGAGGCGUCGUUUACAGCCACGGAGGAGUUCGACCUCGCCACGCUCAAGCACCCGAACAAACCGGACGUCACUGCUGUCGAGUCCUAUGAAGUCUUCCCCGAUGCAGAGAUAUGGGCAAAUGCGUACGACCUGUUCAGGUUCUCGGAACGGCCAGGGGAGCGGCCACCAGACGUCGACGAUCCACGUCUGGAUUGUGCGAUUCUGCGUCCUAUGGAAUCAGAUGGGGACCAUUUCCUCGCGUUCUAUCUUACAAAAGAGGACGAAGCGGCAAUCGAGUUCAAGCGGGAACGACUGGCACGCUCGCCAGACGCGCCAGAAGAAGAUGAGCCGACACCGUUCCACUUUGUGCGUGACUACGAGACGGUGAAGGUCGAGCAGGAGGUUCCCAACGAAUUCCUGCUCAUGUUAGAUGACGGUGACGCGAAAGAGGAAUACGCGGACGUGGAUACGAAACCAAAACAGCGGCGCGCGAAGGGUGCUUACUACAAGAACAUCGAGCGGAAGAUGCUGCUCAAGAAGAAACGUGUAAACUCGUAUGAAGCGUACCUUGACAAGUGGGACGUCGUUAAGGUGACACACGCACCAAUGAGCAAAGAAGAGCUUGAUGAGCGAGAAGACGCGCUCGCGGAAGUCAUGGACCCGAUGUACUUACUCUCGCGCGGCGACGCGGACGCGGAGGGCGAAGUGGAGGAUGACGGCGUCGCAGAGAUGAGCAGGCAUGCCCAUGGCGACGAAAACACCGACGCGGUGGAUGUAUUCGGCGAGGACUAA